UUAUCAGAGAAUAUGUGGACGUUUUUAAUGUAUCAUUUCUCAUGAGAGCAAUGGGAUAUUUUCCCUCUGAAAUAGAAUUGUCUACUAUGCUAUACGAAAUGUUCAGUAGACCAGGCCAUCCUACCACAAUGUCAUUCGAAGAGUUUGUUAUUUUGUAUCUGAAUUAUAAGCCACGAUUACAAAUUAAAUGUCAAGAAGUCCGUCUAGCGUUCAACAAACUAAUAGAAAAUGACCAAUUUGUAAAUGCUUACGGAGAAAACAAGAUUUUGACCAGGGAAUCGUUUGUACACAUGAUGAAAAAUAUAGGUGAAAAAAUUAAUCCUCGUGAAUUAGAAAUUAUUUUGAACACAUUGCUAAAAACCACCAAAGAUAUAUCGUCAAGUUCAAGUGAAAACUCUCAUUUGGUUCACUUGUCAUUACCAUUCACAUACACUUUUGACGAAAUUUUCUCGGAUUUAUUAGGAUUCCAAAUCAAAGAUGAAUGAAUAAAG
Messenger RNA from Myzus persicae (green peach aphid), 491 nucleotides. RefSeq lists its product as uncharacterized. Bases 42 to 485 code for a protein of 147 amino acids. NCBI's taxonomy places the organism in Eukaryota, Metazoa, Arthropoda, Insecta, Hemiptera, Aphididae. The record is from RefSeq and is a predicted model, not a curated record. The transcript is spliced from 4 exons.